GUUCAAUGGCGGCAAGAUCUACACGUACAUCGGAGAGGUGUGCGUGUCCGUCAACCCGUACCGCACCAUCAACUUGUACGGCAAGGAGUACGUGACCCAGUACAAAGGCCGCGAGAUCUUCGAGCGCCCCCCGCACGUGUUCGCCCUCGCCGACGCGGCCUACAAGGCGAUGAAGCGGCGCGGCCAGGACACCUGCAUCGUCAUCUCCGGGGAGUCGGGCUCGGGCAAGACGGAGGCCUCCAAGAUCAUCAUGAGGUACAUCGCCGCCGUCACCAACGUCGCCGGCCAGCAGGAGAUCGAGAGAGUGAAGAAUGUGCUGCUGCAGUCUAAUGCCAUCCUGGAGGCCUUCGGUAAUGCCAAGACCAACCGCAACGACAACUCCUCACGUUUCGGCAAGUACAUGGACAUCAACUUCGACUUCAAAGGUGACCCCAUCGGCGGCCACGUACAGAACUACCUGCUGGAGAAGUCGCGUGUUGUCCUCCAGCAGUCAGGAGAGAGAAACUUCCACUCCUUCUAUCAGGUCCUCUUUGGCGCGACAGACGCCGAGCUCUCCAAACUCAAGCUGAAGCGCGACGUCAAUGCCUACCACUACAUCCGCCAGGGGGGUACGCCCAGGGUGGAUUCCAUUGCAGACAAGGUGGACUACAAGGCAUGCCAGUCCGCCUUCAAGACCCUAGGGUUCACGCCAGAACAGACCGAUGCCAUUUGGAGGAUUGUCAGCGCCAUCCUGCAUUUGGGUAAUAUUGAAUUCACCUCUGGGGGUGAUGAGACUCAGAUCAAGAACCCGAAGGAGGUGAACAACAUUGCAGAGCUCUUGCGUCUGUCGCCUGACCAGGUGACCAAGGCACUAUGUCACCGAGUGAUUGCAGCACGAGGCGAGGUCAUGGAGAAGCGGCACACAGAGAGCGAGGCCAGCUAUGGGCGUGAUGCAUUUGCAAAGGCCAUCUAUGAGAGACUCUUCUGCUCUAUUGUGGAAGGGGUCAACAAUGCUAUUCAAGUGCGCUUCGAAGGGGCUGAGGCCAAGUACAAGUACAAUACUGUGAUUGGAGUUUUGGACAUCUAUGGGUUUGAGAUCUUUGACCGCAACAGCUUUGAGCAGUUCUGCAUCAAUUACUGCAAUGAGAAACUGCAGCAGCUGUUCAUUGAGCUGGUGCUGAAGCAGGAGCAGGAAGAGUACAGGAGGGAAGGCAUUGCAUGGCAGACCAUCGAAUACUUCAACAACCAGAUCAUUUGUGACCUGGUUGAGCAGUCCCACAAGGGCAUCAUUGCCAUUACAGAUGAAGCAUGUCUAAAUGUGGGCAGAGUGACAGAUGAGAUGCUGUUGGAGGCAAUGGAAGGCAAACUCAAAGGACACAAGCACUUCACUACUCGCAAGCUGUCACCAAUGGACAAGGACUCAGACAUGUUGAAGAGUUUCGCGUCAAUUACAAUGAGUAUUCCACGCCUUUGCCUUCUCCUUCCAUUCCUUCGCCUUCUCCUCCUCCUCCUUGCCUCACCCACGGUCCUUCCUCCCCAAAGAGUGAAGAAUGUGCUGCUGCAGUCUAAUGCCAUCCUGGAGGCCUUCGGUAAUGCCAAGACCAACCGCAACGACAACUCCUCACGUUUCGGAAAGUACAUGGACAUCAACUUCGACUUCAAAGGUGACCCCAUCGGCGGCCACGUACAGAACUACCUGCUGGAGAAGUCGCGUGUUGUCCUCCAGCAGUCAGGAGAGAGAAACUUCCACUCCUUCUAUCAGGUCCUCUUUGGCGCGACAGACGCCGAGCUCUCCAAACUCAAGCUGAAGCGCGACGUCAAUGCCUACCACUACAUCCGCCAGGGGGGUACGCCCAGGGUGGAUUCCAUUGCAGACAAGGUGGACUACAAGGCAUGCCAGUCCGCCUUCAAGACCCUAGGGUUCACGCCAGAACAGACCGAUGCCAUUUGGAGGAUUGUCAGCGCCAUCCUGCAUUUGGGUAAUAUUGAAUUCACCUCUGGGGGUGAUGAGACUCAGAUCAAGAACCCGAAGGAGGUGAACAACAUUGCAGAGCUCUUGCGUCUGUCGCCUGACCAGGUGACCAAGGCACUAUGUCACCGAGUGAUUGCAGCACGAGGCGAGGUCAUGGAGAAGCGGCACACAGAGAGCGAGGCCAGCUAUGGGCGUGAUGCAUUUGCAAAGGCCAUCUAUGAGAGACUCUUCUGCUCUAUUGUGGAAGGGGUCAACAAUGCUAUUCAAGUGCGCUUCGAAGGGGCUGAGGCCAAGUACAAGUACAAUACUGUGAUUGGAGUUUUGGACAUCUAUGGGUUUGAGAUCUUUGACCGCAACAGCUUUGAGCAGUUCUGCAUCAAUUACUGCAAUGAGAAACUGCAGCAGCUGUUCAUUGAGCUGGUGCUGAAGCAGGAGCAGGAAGAGUACAGGAGGGAAGGCAUUGCAUGGCAGACCAUCGAAUACUUCAACAACCAGAUCAUUUGUGACCUGGUUGAGCAGUCCCACAAGGGCAUCAUUGCCAUUACAGAUGAAGCAUGUCUAAAUGUGGGCAGAGUGACAGAUGAGAUGCUGUUGGAGGCAAUGGAAGGCAAACUCAAAGGACACAAGCACUUCACUACUCGCAAGCUGUCACCAAUGGACAAGGAACUCAAGCAUGUUGAAGAGUUUCGCGUCAAGCACUAUGCUGGUGAUGUGGUGUACAGCAUCAAGGGUUUCCUGGAGAAGAACAAGGACACACUCUUCCAAGACUUCAAAAGGCUGAUGUACUCCUCCUCAGAUCCUGUGAUUUCAAGCAUGUGGCCAGAGGGUGCCCAGGAUAUCACAAUGACAACAAAGAGGCCACUAACAGCUGGUACUCUCUUCAAAAACUCAAUGAUUGCACUGGUAAAGAACCUGGCCAGCAAGGAGCCCUACUAUAUCCGCUGUAUCAAACCCAAUGACCAGAAGUCCCCUGUAAUCUUUGACGAGGAACGAGUGACUCAUCAGGUCAACUACUUAGGUCUUGUGGAAAAUUUGCGUGUCAGAAGAGCUGGGUUUGCAUACAGACAGAGCUACGAUCGGUUCCUAAGAAGAUACAAGAUGAUAUCCCAGUACACAUGGCCAAACUUCCAUGGAGGCACAGACCGUGAAGGCACCAAGAUCCUGGUGGAGGAACAAGGUUUCAGUAAUGAUGUGAAGUACGGGAACACCAAGAUCUUCGUCCGGUCGCCACAGACACUCUUCGCCUUGGAGCAGGCAAGAGCAAAGUUGAUUCCAGGCAUUGUGAUCUUCUUGCAAAAGAUGUGGAGAGGUGCUCUGUGCAGGAUGCGCUACAGACGAAUGUGUGCAGCCUUGACUAUCAUGCGUCAUUACAGACUGUACAAGAUGAGGUCAUACAUGCUUGAACUCCACCGUGUCUUCAGGAACGUCCGGCAGAUGCAAGACUACGGGAAGCAUGUCCGCUGGCCUGCACCCCCCUUGGUGUUACGGUCAAUGGUGUCUGACUUCCAGAGCAUCCACAACCGCUGGCGAGCUCACAUGAUCCUAUCCAAUGUACCCAAGUCGGACUGGCCUCAGCUCAGGAUCAAGGUGAUUGCUGGAGAUGUUCUUAUGGGGAAACGGGCAGACUGGGGAGUGCGAGAGACAUGGGAAGGAAACUACUUGGCAUCCUCGAGAGAAAACCCAGAAUCCUCUGCAUUCCAGUCUGCUGUCAAGAACAUGAGGAACAAAGAUGGGUUUAGGGAGGUGUUAUUCUCCAGCCUUGUGAGGAAGAUCAACAGAAAUGACAAGAUGUCUGAACGAGCUAUCCUUGUGACAGACAGACAGAUCUACAAACUGCACAGCAAGACUUUCAAGCCUCUGAGAUCCCCCAUACCUAUCUUAGAGGUGAGUGGAAUCAGUGUGAGCCCAGGCCAGGACCAGCUGGUGAUCAUUCACUUGCGAGGAGGCAACGAUUUUGUGGUCUCCCUGAUGUCCCAGUCGAACGCCAACAGAGUGGGAGAGCUCACGGGACUCCUCCUCCGGCAGUACCAGCUUCUGAAUCGUGCUGACUUGCGUGUUGUAGUGGCUGGAACUCUGCAGUGCAUGCUGGGAAACAAGUCACGCAUGGUUGCAGUUGAGGAGACAAAUGUGGGAACUUUCCCAGCAUUUAGGAAGGGCACAAAGCGAGGCGAGCUUGUCUACUCGUGGCCAGAGUCUCUGAACAAGGCUCUCCCUCCACCUCCCCAGACCAGCCUUCACCGCCAGGCUCCCAACCCUCCCUCAAGGCCCCCACCAGGAGCCAAUGGUUAUGGCAAUGGCAAUGAGCAUGGUUAUGGCAACGGACACAUCAAGGGUGGCGGUGGCUACCACAAUGUUGACAGGAACAGCAAUGGGAACGGCCACGUCUAUGCCAACACAGGAAGAUACUGAGCUCUUGACUGUCACCACCAUCCGUUAGAAAAAGGCAGUGGUGACUAAUGUUUUUUAUGGGAGUUAAGAUAUUAAAGUGUGCCUUAUUUUCAUAAUUUGUAUAGCCCCUUCACUAGAGCUUUAUCUCUUGCUCCAUUUUUUUUCUUCAAGUUUGUGAAUGGGAUUUAUUUUUGAUAUCCCAUUCUUGUUUUUUCAUUAAUAUAUCAAUAAUAUAAUCUUUUUCUUUCUUUUUUUCUUUUCUUUUUUGUAAGAUAUGUCUUUUCCUGAAAUCUUCCCCUUGUCUAUAUGCCAUUAGAGUGUUCUAUUUCCAAAUCUUGUGUCUUAUUAGUUUUGUGUGAUGACAUGAUUUGUUGUGUGCUAUAUUACCCUGUAAAGCUUGUAAACCACCAGUAUAUUUGUUUACAGCACAGGUGGUGGUUUGUAUCAUGUGUUUGUACAUACUUAAACAUAGAAGUUCAAUGGCUUUGAAUUUAGUUUUAAGAAUUUCUUGAUUUCUUUUAUUUAUUUGUCUUUUUUAAGAAGUUAUGAAUGUUAUAACUAUGCUUCUUUAAGCCGAGAAUUUGGCAUUCAGUGUUGGUCCAAAAACCAGCUAAUUCCAAAUUUGGGACCAAGUCUUGUGUUUUAUGGGAGAAACUGGGUAGAAAUUGAUUGAUUUGAUAUAACCAUUACCAUAUAUUAGCAUUUACUUUUUGUGUUAUAUUUCCUUCCUCACGACUCAUGCAUUUUAACGUUCCAUUAGUUUGAUUCAUUCACCAUUUAUUAUUACUGGUCAAGUCUUUCCAUAAUAUUGUGCUAUACAUUGCAUUUCUCUCUGUUAAAUAUAUUGAGAAAGCCAUCCUAUAAUAGCUAUAGGAUGAGGCUUUUAGUGUUUUACUUGCAGUCCAGAGACAGGUCAAAUUCUUGUAGGCCUAUUUUAGAGAUGUAGUAUUAUAUAUAGCUGCUAGCUAGCAUGUUUUUGUAAACAGGAGUUAUAGCAGAUUAUUUUUUUCAUUACUAUUGUUAUAUAUACAUCUUUUCUAAUCUUGUCUUAUUUUUAUCAUUAUUGUCCCCACAAAGAUACUGCUGCUAUCUGCUAUCUCGACUUACUUCCCAUUAGGCCUAAAGCAACUUGCAUGCAACUACUUAUAUUCAGUAGAAUGGUUACUGAUUUCCUUGCUAGUGCUUGCAAAAGGGCCUAAUGACAGUGCAUAAUAGGUCAGUCAUUUUUGAGUAGUUAGUCCUAGGGAAUUUGAAUGAGAACCAGAAAGAGUUGUUGGAUUAUUUUGCAGUUUUUCAUCAGUUGAAGAUUUAGUGGCUUGUAGUUCGUGAAGAAUAGAGAGGGAAGAGUACCCAUAGUAAGGCUGAAAAUGUAAUGGUACUUAAAUAGCAUAGGAGAGGUAGUUCAGUGUUUUACUACUUUGUAUUUAUAUAUUUUUUUAUUAAUUUGAUUUUUUUUCCCUUUUGUAUGGUUCUAAAUGUUCUCUUUUUUAAUAUAGAGAAGUGUAUUGUAUUUCAUUGAAAUGCUACACUUAAGUUUUGAUUUGAUGAAGGCAAAGUGACCCGAUAUAGUGAAGUUUCUUAUGUUAUUUAGUUUCAUAAUUUGAUUGGCAGUUUUUUCCCACUUGAAUUAAUUGUUUGUUCUUUUUUCAUGUUUUAUAAUUGUUUUUCAAGUCACUUGCUAUUCUUUAUAAGUGUAUUACUAAGUACUUAUCAUUUUAAUGUGGAAAAUUGUAUAGGUUAUCUCAGCUUUAAGAUACAAGAUCAAUAAACUUAGAAAAGUGGAAAGGGUACUUAACACUUUGUCUGUUUUCUUGUGUUAUGUGGAUUGUGGAAUAUAUACACUGAAUGGGUUUCACAGACAAACAAAAAAAGAAGUGUUGCUAAUGUUAAAGAGUGAAAGAAAAGCAACAAAAAUUAUCUAUCACGAGUGUGACUUUGUAAUUAUGUGCCAUUUUUUUGGGGGGAAGGGUUUUGAGGAGUGGAGGGUGUUACACAUUUGAAAUAUUGCUAGAGAAAUUCCCUCAGCUGUUGAGGAAUGAUUACAUGUUUAUUUUAGAUUACCACAUGGAGAAAUCCCUAGUGUAUUCCUUUAUGGUAAUAUUGUGAUUUGCCUAAUCACUAUUCAUGUACAGGACAGCAUUUUCUUUCAUAGGUUAGAUGACUAACUACAGCUUUUUAAUAUUUUAUUUUGUUUUUUGAAACAACUGAUGUGAGGAACACUAUGCAAAUAAGAUAUCAAUUAUCACACAAGUUGUGUACAUAAAUGUGCAUACCAACACACAGACACACACAUGUACACACGUACACAUGCAUCUAUGCAUAUACACAUGCAAGCAAGGGUUUGUGAAUGUUCUUUGUAUUAACAGAACAGUGUGUGAAAGACGUCCAUAGUGCUCUUUCCAACAGUAACUAGACGCUGGGCAUUAUUGAUGCCUUAACAAACCAUAUGCAGAGAUGAUACACUUUUUGAGUGUAGGCAGUUUGUUGAAAUUUUGUAUAUUACAUGGAUAUUUGUGAAUAAAAGUGUCUAUGCAA
Molecule: messenger RNA, 6874 nt
Organism: Penaeus chinensis
Lineage: Eukaryota; Metazoa; Arthropoda; Malacostraca; Decapoda; Penaeidae
Gene: Myo31DF
Product: unconventional myosin ID-like
Biological process (GO): actin filament organization; vesicle transport along actin filament
Cellular component (GO): myosin complex; actin cytoskeleton; plasma membrane
Molecular function (GO): microfilament motor activity; ATP binding; actin filament binding
Source: RefSeq, a predicted model, not a curated record